ACGGCCCGUCUGCCCGAGUACGAUGAGAUCAAUAGAGUCGCCGACGACAACUUCCGGAAAUUCAACGGCAAGCAGCUGGGCGACCCGGUCACGGGUGCCGAGAUCAUCUACGAGGUCGUCACCUCCACGGGCGUUGCCGAGGGCAAGGAAUUUCCUUCAUUUCUCCCGCUCCGCAGUGACGCCGUGGCAGAAAUAUCGAAAACGGCACAGAAAACUUUGGAUGACGCCCAGAAGUGCCGCCCCAUUAGUGCAUCGAGCGACUUCCCAGAAGGAGCAUAA
This is a messenger RNA of Thermothelomyces thermophilus ATCC 42464, 279 nucleotides long. RefSeq lists its product as uncharacterized. The annotation marks the transcript as partial. Lineage: Eukaryota; Fungi; Ascomycota; Sordariomycetes; Sordariales; Chaetomiaceae. The record is from RefSeq and is a predicted model, not a curated record. The transcript has a single exon.